Messenger RNA from Zingiber officinale, 562 nucleotides. Its product is annotated as CBS domain-containing protein CBSX3, mitochondrial-like. Lineage: Eukaryota; Viridiplantae; Streptophyta; Magnoliopsida; Zingiberales; Zingiberaceae. The transcript is spliced from 4 exons. The record is from RefSeq and is a predicted model, not a curated record. The coding region runs from base 69 to 503 and encodes 144 amino acids.
GAGCCGCCAUCAUCAGGGCGCUCACCACCGAUUUCGAGGACUUCUAUCAACAAUGCGAUCCCGGAAACAUGCAGGGAGCAAUUCAAGCACUCCGUUUGCACGGGAAUGCCCUUAAGCGAGGUGUUCUCCAACACAUGCGUGUGAACCCAUCGAUGUUACCUACUGUGUUUUCACGUUUUGAGUCAGUUUCGCCUACACAGUUGGAAGAGCAUGGUUUUGAAAGCACGACUAUCCGGGAUGUUCUUACAGCUAAGGGGAAGAAUGCUGAUGGUUCCUGGCUAUGGUGCACAACUGAUGACACUGUUUAUGAUGCUGUCAAAUCUAUGACACAACACAAUGUUGGAGCUUUAGUGGUGGUGAGUCCCGAAGAAGAGAAGGCAAUUGCUAGAAUUGUUACUGAGAGAGGUAAUUGGUUGUCCAUGUUUGUUUUUGUUGGCUGUGAAAUGGUAUUAAAUGUGCUCAUGGGUGCAUGGAUAAAGCUAAACAUUUAUGUGAAAUCAUAAGAUAUUUUCCAAUUAGUUGGUAAAUUUCUCAAUUCUAUGGCUGCUCCAGUAGAUUCAAC